UGUGCGCAUGCGUGGCAGCGGUUCCCACCCUCUACCUGAGUGAGAGCAGCGCACCUGGAUCCAACGAGACGGAAGUUUCCUCAAGUAGGAAGGGAAUCGCUUUGUGGUUGUUUCUUCGUCUACUUGCCCCCAAGAAGACCAAAUAAGACGUGUUCGGUGCCGGAAUGAGGAGGAUGGCGGUGCCGCCUCGGAGGAAGACAUAACUCCAGUCGUCCCGUCUUUUGUUGAUGAUUUGGCUCUGAUUGACCGACUCAUGGUGUCCAUCCAAGAAGAAGAAUGAGUUCCCUGCGUAGACUGCUCCGAAGAAGACUGCGGCCACUGAAGGUGGCGGUGGCGGCGGCGGUCUUUGUCACGUUCAUGGUCUUCAUGCAGUGGGAAGUGGGGCGCCAAGGUCCGCAGGAGGACCCGUGGCUGAAAGAGAUCAAGGAGAAGCGGGACAGCAUGCUGGGCAUGGUGAUGGGAGCCGUUCAGAACUUCAGGGAGGCCAUGCCCAAGAUGCAGAUUAAAGCACCCGUCCGUCAGAGGGACGGCGCCAACAACACGUCCUGUUUGCCGGGACACUACACGCCGGCGGAGCUCAAAACGGCCCUGGAGAGGCCGCCGCAGAACCCGCUGGCUCCCGGCGCCGGCGGGAAGGCCUUCAACACCGACUCUCUGAGCCCCGAGGAGCAGAAGGAGAAGCAGAGCGGCCAAGAUAAGCACUGCUUCAACUUGUACGCCAGCGAUCGCAUCUCCUUGAGCCGAGACCUGGGCGCCGACACCAGACCCCCAGAAUGUAUCGAGCAAACCUUCAAGCGCUGCCCCCCCUUGCCAACCACCAGCGUGAUCAUCGUGUUUCACAACGAGGCUUGGAGCACCCUGCUAAGGACGGUGUACAGCGUCCUCCACACGUCCCCCGCCAUUCUCCUCAAGGAGAUUAUCCUGGUGGAUGACGCCAGCGCUGAUGACAUGCUGAAGGACGAGCUGGACGAGUAUUUGAAAGCCUUGAGUAUCGUUCGCGUGGUUCGUCAAAAAGAGAGGAAAGGCCUCAUCACAGCUCGGUUACUGGGCGCCUCCGUGUCCACCGGUGACACACUCACCUUCCUGGACGCGCACUGCGAAUGCUUCCACGGUUGGCUGGAGCCGCUGCUUGCCAGGAUAGCGGAGAACUCCACCAUGGUGGUCAGUCCCGACAUAACCACCAUCGACCUCAACACGUUCGAGUUCAUGAAGCCGUCCCCGUACGGACAGCACCACAACCGGGGCAACUUUGACUGGAGCCUGGCCUUCGGAUGGGAGAGUCUUCCGGAUCCUGAGAAGCGAAGGCGGAGAGACGAAACCUACCCGAUCAUGACUCCUACGUUUGCUGGCGGCCUCUUCUCCAUCUCCAAGGAAUACUUCUACCACAUUGGAAGCUACGAUGAGCAAAUGGAGAUCUGGGGUGGAGAGAAUAUCGAAAUGUCUUUCAGGGUGUGGCAGUGUGGCGGACGUCUGGAGAUAAUCCCGUGCUCCGUUGUCGGCCAUGUUUUCCGCACCAAGAGCCCCCACACCUUCCCCAAGGGCACUCAAGUGAUCGCUCGCAACCAGGUCCGACUGGCCGAGGUGUGGAUGGACGAGUACAAGGAGAUCUUCUACCGGCGUAAUCAGCAGGCGGGACAGAUGGCCAAAGAGAGAACCUUUGGAGACAUCUCCAAACGCGUGGACCUCCGUGAGCGUCUGCAGUGCAAGAGCUUCUCCUGGUAUUUGAAGAACGUCUACCCGGAGAUCUUCAUGCCCGACAUCAACCCUCUCCGCUUUGGCGCGGUGAGAAAUGUGGGCAAGGACUGGUGCUUGGACGCAGGAGAGAACAACGAGGGCGGCAAGCCUUUGAUCAUGUACCCGUGUCACGGACUUGGAGGGAAUCAGUAUUUCGAGUUGUCCACGCAUCACGAGCUGCGACACAACAUCCAGAAGGAGCUGUGUCUGCACGGGGUCGCCGAGGGGGCGGUCAGGCUGGAGGCGUGCCAGUACAAGGGCAGGAACACCUUUGUAGGACCCGAGCAGAAAUGGGAGCUGAAUGAUAACAAGCUACUCCGCGUGCCGAGGAGGAACAUGUGUCUCACCGCCCGUCCCGAGCAUCCUUCCCUUGCUCCCUGUGACCCCACCGACACCUUCCAGCUCUGGUUCUUCGCCUGAAUGUACGUGACACCAGAUGGACUUUUAAUUUAUUUUUACAAGUCAUGAUAGUUUGUGCCUGCGGGGAGGAAACGUUGGAGUCCAAAGAUGCUUUAUUGGACUAAAGUAUUGGGACAGUCAGGCCAUUCCUAACAGCUAGCCGUGUCCCAAGACUUUUGUCCAUGCAGUGUGCUAAGUCAGUGCAGUAUUAUGCAUAGAAAGCCCAAUUCAAUCUCUAGAUUUUUUUUUUUUUUUACAAUUUGCCCGCCAAAGAGAGUGAAAGUGAAAAUCUGAAACAGAAAAAUAAUUGUCCUUCAAAUUCCUGUUUUUAUAUGAGAAUACAUUUCUUCCACUGCCCUGGUGUCACUUUAUUCCACCCUUAUAUAAUAUAUAUAAAUAUCAACAGUUAGAAAUACUAAAGAGGAGGCUAAGUAAUGAGUUCGCUACCUUGCCAUGCAAAAAAAGCGGCGGCUUUUGUCCCUACAGAGUCCCCGUAGCUUGCGCGUAAGAGUUGCGCAGUGUGGUCUAAACGAAGCUAGCAGUAGUGCUAAUCGAGCGACAAACGUCAAAGUGACGUCGGUCUUGAAUUCACUUGCCAUUCUUCAAUCAAUUCCAACCCGUUUCUUACAGUUGGAAUCACUAAAUAGGGGGCUAACUAAUCAGCUCGCUAGCUUGCUAUGCCAAAAACGUCGGCAGUCUGUUGUUUCCCUACAGAAAUCCUCUUUGCGCAGUGUGUAAACAAAGCUAGCAGUAGUGCUAAUGGAGUGACUGACGUCAUUCGUGAACGGAGCAAUGUGUGAAUUUUUAUAGUAGCGCUUAAUCAUUUGAAUCUAUGCAAAAUAACGUGUUUUUUAUGCUAUGGUAGGAACUCCACUACUUUUUAAAGUUGAGCAGACCUAUGAUGUGGAAGUACCAUGAGGUAUCGCACAUCCUCAAGGUGUACUUGCAGUCCCGAAAGUGGUCGCUAGAGGGCGCUUUAGACUGCCGUCAGGUGAGUCACCCUCGCAGUGACGUCAUGAUGAAGACCAAAUGACAUUUAUUUCAAAAGCAUGUAGAAAAUAAAGCAAGCAGAUUUCCGUCUACGGUUAAAAAGCAAACACAUAAAAUGUAUCACAUUGUGCAAAACAUUUGCAUUUCACAAAAUCUAAAAUAUCCCAAAUAAAAAUCCAGGCACA
This is a messenger RNA of Doryrhamphus excisus (bluestripe pipefish), 3308 nucleotides long. It is a transcript of the gene galnt3, whose product is annotated as UDP-N-acetyl-alpha-D-galactosamine:polypeptide N-acetylgalactosaminyltransferase 3 (GalNAc-T3). Gene Ontology annotation, cellular component: Golgi apparatus. Lineage: Eukaryota; Metazoa; Chordata; Actinopteri; Syngnathiformes; Syngnathidae. The record is from RefSeq and is a predicted model, not a curated record. Gene Ontology annotation, molecular function: polypeptide N-acetylgalactosaminyltransferase activity. Gene Ontology annotation, biological process: protein O-linked glycosylation.